CAGGAAUUCUUAUUUCUUCCUCCUCUAUACUUUUCUUUUAGUAAUUGCUUCUUGGGUUUUGUCUGAAUGAGGAUUGAAACGGGCUUGGUCGAUCGAAAAGGUCAGGACAUGUACGAAUUUCCGGGGGAGAAGAACAACAAGCCCAAGAAGAACCGGAAACGCAACAAGAAAUCAACGACCAGCGUCGUUCAGAAGCUCUUUGAGACCUGCAAGGAAGUGUUUGCCACCGGAGACGCUGGGAUUGUUCCUUCCCCUGCGGAUGUCGAACGCCUGCGCUCGGUACUUGAUAGCAUGAAACCAGAGGAUGUUGGGUUGACUGAAGACUUGCCAUAUUUUCGAACGAUUGAUGGUGAAGGCACCCCUCCAAUAACAUACCUGCACCUCUAUGAAUGUGACAGAUUCUCGAUUGGGAUAUUUUGCCUGCCACAAUCUGGAGUCAUUCCUCUUCAUAAUCAUCCAGGCAUGACUGUUUUCAGUAAGCUCUUAUUUGGGUCCAUGCACAUCAAAUCAUAUGACUGGGUAACUAAUGUAUCCAACAACACAAAGGAGAAUCUCAAUCCUUUGCACUAUCAGCCCACUGGGAUCAGGUUAGCAAAGAUAAAGAACAAUUCCGUCUUUACUGCCAAAUGCAAUACAUCCAUACUAUAUCCAACUGCAGGGGGGAAUAUGCACUGCUUCACAGCAGUAACAUCAUGUGCUGUUUUGGAUGUGCUGGGUCCUCCAUAUUCUGAUGCUCAAGGCCGGCACUGUACAUACUACCGUGACUUCCCAUGUGCCAGCUUCUCAGGAGAUGCUGGUUUGGGAGCUGAAGAAGGGAGAGAAGAAUAUGCAUGGCUUGAAGAGAGAGAAAAACCGGAGGACUUUGUCGUUUUAGGAGCUAUGUAUAGAGGCCCAAAAAUUGUGGAGAAAUGAUUUUACUUUAUUCAUCUUCCAAUAGCUCAUCCUCUUCCAAUUUUUGUUUUUUCUUUUUCUUUUCCCCACUCCAAUCCUGUGUUAUCGGUAACUAUUGUUUUUUCUCAACAGUUUCUUUGUACAUAAAUGGAAGAGGGAAA
This is a messenger RNA of Telopea speciosissima, 1052 nucleotides long. Its product is annotated as plant cysteine oxidase 2-like. The coding region runs from base 67 to 912 and encodes 281 amino acids. The transcript is spliced from 5 exons. Lineage: Eukaryota; Viridiplantae; Streptophyta; Magnoliopsida; Proteales; Proteaceae. The record is from RefSeq and is a predicted model, not a curated record. Gene Ontology annotation, molecular function: oxidoreductase activity, acting on single donors with incorporation of molecular oxygen, incorporation of two atoms of oxygen.